AUGGCUUCUUCUGAUCAUGGCCGCAGUGCCAUCUUAGCUCUCUUUCUCUCUCUUUCAAUGCUAAGCAGUCAUGUAUGUUUGGGUGGUCGCUAUCUGUUGGAAGCUGAUGAGACCACCAAGGCACCAGAGGAGGUGAACCCACAUGAUCAACACCCUUUCCCAACAAUACCAACCUUGCCCAAGCUACCUGAAUUCCCAACUCUGCCUGAGCCUAAAUUCCCGGAGAUCCCCAAGCUUCCGGAGCUCAAAUUCCCAGAGUUCCCCAAGCUAACUGAAGGUCAUGAUCUGCCUGAGAUGAAGUUCCCGGAAAUCCCCAACCCAUUUGAUCAUCUUCCGGAGCUGCCAAAAUUCCCGGAGAUCCCCAAGCCAACUCUCCCUCAUGAACUUCCGGAGGUUCAUCUGCCUGAGCCUACUCUUCCUGAGUUUCCCCAUGCGUUCCCAGCUUUUCCCAAGCUAACUGAAGACCAUGAUCUGCCUGAGAUGAAGUUCCCGGAAAUCCCCAACCCAUUUGAUCAUCUUCCGGAGCUGCCAAAAUUCCCGGAGAUCCCCAAGCCAACUCUCCCUCAUGAACUUCCGGAGGUUCAUCUGCCUGAGCCUACUCUUCCUGAGUUGCCCCAUGAUUUCCCAGCUUUUCCCAAGCCAACUUUACCUGAAUUUCCCGCAGUUCCUUACAAGCCCACUUCCCCUUGA
Messenger RNA from Nymphaea colorata (pocket water lily), 690 nucleotides. Its product is annotated as protein PELPK1-like. Lineage: Eukaryota; Viridiplantae; Streptophyta; Magnoliopsida; Nymphaeales; Nymphaeaceae. The transcript has a single exon. The record is from RefSeq and is a predicted model, not a curated record. The coding region runs from base 1 to 690 and encodes 229 amino acids.